Molecule: messenger RNA, 639 nt
Organism: Fomitopsis serialis
Lineage: Eukaryota; Fungi; Basidiomycota; Agaricomycetes; Polyporales; Fomitopsidaceae
Exons: 2
Coding region: 1-639 (212 amino acids)
Source: RefSeq, a predicted model, not a curated record
AUGGUCGAAGUCAAUCACCCGACCGAUGAUGGCCCGUGGCGGCAGCAAGCCCAAUAUUUCAGAACCCCACGGGCCGGUGAUGAGUUCACACCGGGAUCUGUGGCCUUUUCCCCCGGGUGGUUCGCGCAGGCGCACAAUGUAUUGUCUGUGCUUCUCCGCAAGGCAGACUCCGUGGGCCGAGAGUGGCUCGAGGCCAUGGUCGAGCCGCACAUCAUCAUCUCCGGCAUGCUCCACGUCAUGCACCCCCAAUUGUACUCGAGCGGGAUCGCAUCGCUGCAGGCUUUGCGAAGCGACCCGUCCCGAGCAGCCGUGGUGAACAUCUGGAGCAAUCCGUUCAAUGCGUUGUCGGUCAUGCUUAACAGGCGCAGCCGCUUACAUCAGGACAGGAUGUCGUCAAAAGAGUGGUACGACAUGUUGCUCUCCGUUGGCGGAGAUCCUCAGCUGGUUAUUCGAUUUCCCACCAUUCCCCUUGUCCUCCCAUACAAGACCGGUACAAUCGCGUCGUUCUCUGGUGCACGCCUACCGCAUGAGGUACCGGAGUCACAGGCCGAGCGGGUAUGUGUAGCAUACUACAUGCGACCAAAUAUUCACGCAUGGGCCCGUGUGGCCAUCGCUGGGUGGCGUUAUCUAUGGGAUUGA